Molecule: messenger RNA, 2969 nt
Organism: Tachysurus vachellii
Lineage: Eukaryota; Metazoa; Chordata; Actinopteri; Siluriformes; Bagridae
Gene: sh3kbp1
Product: SH3-domain kinase binding protein 1
Exons: 18
Coding region: 393-2261 (622 amino acids)
Molecular function (GO): protein binding
Source: RefSeq, a predicted model, not a curated record
GUGUGUGUGUGUGUGUGUGUGUGUGUGUGUGUGUAUAACGGAGCAGCGGCCACAUCACACAGCGUUUCCCCGCUACAUUGUCGCCGCUCUGUUUUCAUGUCUGCGCGGUGAAGGUACCGGAGCGCGAGGCAGCGGGCGGUUGAUGCGCGCGUGCCGUGUCGUGUCUCAUCACUGAGCCGUUAAAAGCAGCAUUUUCUGUUUCUUCUCCGUCAUUUUGUUCCCUCUGAGUCUCGGAGCUCCUUCAACUCCACUGAGCUGGAGAUUUGUUUGAUCGUGUUUUUUUUUUUUUUUUAACUUCAUUGAUUAUCAUUAGAAGAGUUUUAUUGGGACCCGCAACCGUCAGUCUCCGGAGCAUCAGUGUGAGCAUCACGAGGAGGAAAUAAAGUUUAUAAAUGGUGGAGGCUGUAGUGGAGUUUGACUACCAGGCCCAGCACGAUGACGAGUUGACCAUCGCCAUCGGUGACAUCAUCAGCAACAUCAGGAAGGAUGAGGGGGGCUGGUGGGAGGGCGAGGUGGACGGCCGGAGGGGCCUGUUUCCAGACAACUUCGUUAGGGAGAUUAAAAAAGAGGUAAAGAAGGAGCUCAGCUCGGCCUCUCAAGCGUCCAAAUCAGAUCUGUCCAACGGCAGCCCCAGUCCCAGAUCAGAAUCCAGCAUCAGACCUGCCAAGAAAGGAGAGGCUAUACGGAAGAGACGCUGCAAAGCCGCUUUUAGCUACAUCCCACAGAAUGAAGAUGAGCUGGAGCUCAAGAUCGGAGAUGUUAUUGAGGUCCUGGGAGAGGUGGAGGAGGGCUGGUGGGAAGGAAGUCUCAACGGUAAGAUCGGGAUGUUCCCCUCCAACUUCACUAAAGAGCUGCCAAUUGAAUCAGAGGAUCUGGCAACCCCACCUGAGGAUACACGCAGCACACGGACCAGUGUGAAGGACAGCACAGGCUCAGAGAGUGACGGUGGAGACAGCAGUAGUGUGCGUUCAGAUGCAGGCAGCGCCGCCUCCAGCAGUGAGAUUCAGCCCAAGAAGAUUCGCGGCUUCGGAUUCGGUGACAUCUUUAAAGAUCAGCCCAUUAAACUCCGCCCACGAUCCAUGGACCUGGAAAACGAACUGGAGAAGCUGCCAGUAAAGAAGCCAACGCUGUCUGUUCCUCAGGACACCAUGAAAACAGAACCUGAAAACAAGCCUAAAGCAAAGGAGUUCUGUAAAGUGUUAUUCCCGUACGACGCCCAGAACGAGGAUGAGCUGUCAGUCAAAGAGGGAGACAUCGUUAGCAUCAUCAGUAAGGACUGUGCGGAUGCAGGCUGGUGGCUCGGGGAGCUGAACAGUAAACAGGGUGUGUUUCCCGACAACUUUGUGAAGCUCUUUGUUCCUGAGGUGGAGAAAGAGAGGCCUAAGAAACCGCCUCCUCCUGCAGCUCCUUCCACCAAACACACCACAGACAAAAAGCCAGAGAUUAAAAAGGUUCCUCCUGAGCGGCCCGAGUCUCUUCCACAGCGUGUCGAGGAGAAAGGUGAUGAUAUCAAGUUGGUUGAGGUCCAGCAGAAGCCGGUGCUUCCUGUCUUUCCACCAAAGAAGCCUUUACCCCCAAAGGGCAACGCCUCCAUGAACCGGCCCUCGUCUGUUCCCCCGAAGCGACCCGAGAGACCGGCGGCCCCCAGCAUACAGUCUGACAGUUCUGGUGUAGCUUCAGAUCGGACGUCUUUGGACAAACCGGCUGAAACCGAUAUAGACGAAUUCGACUCCAUCGUCUCAUCCACAGAGAAGCUGAGUCACCCCACUGCCUCCAGACCUCGAGUCACAGACCGAAGACCUCGCUCUCAGAUCUUCACAUCUUCCUCUCUCCCGAGCAAUGACCUCCUGGACUCGCUGUCUACAGAAAACGAACAGAAAGAGAGGGAGAAGGGGAAGGACGAGCCGGACUCAUUCCCUCCCAAAUCUCUGGACAGCACCAGAAAGAUGCCAAAAGCACUGCCUGUCAUCACAGCUCCUGAGAAGUCCUCCAAACCCUCCACUCUAACCACAGCUCCUGGCGCCGUGGCCCUCAGGCCUCACUCUCCCUCCAUGGAGUCCAAGAUGAAGAGUGAGCAGGGUUCAACAGUGAUGGAGGAGCUCAAAAUUCAACUACGAGAGCUGAGGGCCACCGUGGAGCUGAUGAAGAGCCAGCACAAACAGGAGAUGAAACAGCUUGUGAGUGAACUUGACGAGGAGAAAAAGAUCCGCUUGUCCCUGCAGAUGGACGUCGAGAACAUAAAGAAAGUUCUCUCCAAAUAAACGCACGUGAUUCAAAAGGUGGUUGGUGGCAAAUGGCAGAAACUGAAAGGCUGGCUGACGGAUUCGUGCCAAAUAAAGAUAAAGAAAAAAAGCAAGUGAAUACAACAGCAACGAGAAAACAAACGAACGCUUCCUCACUUUACAAUGAUUUUAUUUGAUACUUUUCCAUGGUGUUGAGGAGGAACCAUCUUCUCCUGGUACUGCGACUAGACAGCGACUCCACACUUUAAGUGAUGUGAAGGAGAAGCUGCUGCGUCGGCCUUCAGUCAUUUACCUUAAGAUCUUUUCUUUAAGUCUCUCUUCUUUCACCCUGUCUCUCUCUCCUCUUUCCCUGUCUUUCUCCCUGUCUCUCUCUCUCUCUGUCUCUCUCACACCCUGUCUCUCUCUCUCCCUGUCUCUCUCUCCCUGUCUCUCUCUCUCCCUGUCUCUCUCUCUCUGUCUCUCUCACACCCUCUCUCUCUCUGUCUCUCUCUCUCUAUCUCUCUCUCUCUCUCUCCCUGUCUCUCUCCUCUUGUCCACACUGAGGCCUUCUUUAUUUUUAAUAAAAUCAUGUCUUUUCUUUCGGUCAGCGAUAUGAAGAAAAUGCACAUUUUGUUUUCUUGAUGCUGUUUCUUCUUUUGAGAAAGUCUUAUAUAAACUUUUAUAUUUUAAUGUACGGAAAAUGCAUUUAUGUGUGCAGAUUUUAUUAAAAAAGAAGAUUCCAAAAUA